GCGGCUGGGGAACCCCUGAGGGAGCUGGGCAGGGGCUCACCUGGAGCAAAGGAGGGAUCUUUUCCCUCUCUGGAAUUCCCUGCCAGCAGGGCACAGCCGCGGGAUGUCGGGCUGUGCUCCAGGGAACAGGGACAGGAGCAGAGGGAACGGCCUCAGGCUGGGCUGGGGAGGCUCACGGUGGAUAUUUCGGAGAAUUUCCCCGUGGAAAGGGGGCUCAGGGAUUGGAACUGCCCAGGGAGGUUUGGGGUGCCCAUCCCUGGAGGUGCCCAAGGAUUUCCUGGAGGUGGCACUCGGGGCUCUGGGCUGGGGACAAGGUGGGCAUCGGGCACAGCUGGGACUCCAUGGGCUGGGAAGGCUUUUCCAGCCUAAAGGAUUUGAGGAUUCUGUGUUUCUGCCCUCAGUGCUGGCUGCUGCUGGAGGGGCUGCUCCAUCCCUGGGCUCAGGGAAUGCCAGACCCUGCUGCAGGAUUGGCACCCAGGGGUCCAACAGCUGCUCCUUUCCCUUCCAGGGCUCAGGGAGUGCCAGGCUGUGCUGCAGGACUGGCACCCAGGGGUCCAACAGCCUCUCCUCUCCCUUCCAGGGCUCAGGGAGUGCCAGACCCUGCUGCAGGAUGGCACCCAGGGGACCAACAGCUGCUCCUUUCCCUUGCAGGGCUCAGGGAAUGCCAGGCUGUGCUGCAGGAUGGCACCCAGGGGUCCAACAGCUGCUCCUUUCCCUUCCAGGGCUCAGGGAGUGCCAGGCUGUGCUGCAGGACUGGCACCCAGGGGACCAACAACGGUUCCUCUCCAUCCCUGGGCUCAGGGAAUGCCAGGCUGUGCUGCAGGAUUGGCACCCAGGGGACCAACAGCUGCUCCUUUCCAUUCCUGGGCUGAGGGAGUGCCAGACCCUGCUGCAGGAUGGCACCCAGGGGACCAACAACGGUUCCUUUCCAUUCCUGGGCUCAGGGAAUGCCAUACCCUGCUGCAGGAUUGGCACCCAGGGGACCAACAACGGUUCCUCUCCAUCCCUGGGCUCAGGGAAUGCCAGGCUGUGCUGCAGGAUUGGCACCCAGGGGUCCAACAGCCUCUCCUCUCCCUUGCAGGGCUCGGGAUGGAUUUCCUGACGCUGUUCCUGCUGUACCUGUGCUCCGUGCUGGCCGUGGCUGCCCUGCUGUGCCUGAGCUCGGGAAGGCAGGAGAGCUUCCUCACCAGGAGUGUCACCAGGGCCAGCCAGGUGCUGUCACUGCUGAUCCCCAGCCAGCUGCAGAGGGUGGCACAGCGGGCACUGCACAGGCUCUUCCACACAAGGAGCUGUUUGUUUGUGGUGCUGCACGUGGCCCUGCAGGCUGCAGUGUUUGGGGAGUACACCUGGGAGGUGUUUGUGUACUGCUGGGAGCUGCAGUUCCACCUGCUGCUGCUGCUGCUGCCCUACCUGCUGCUGGCUGCCAACCUGGGCUGCCUCCUGCUCUGCUCCCGGGCCAACCCUGGUACAGUGACCAAAUCCAACGCUGCAUCCCUGGCUAAGGUCUAUGCCUAUGAUGGGGUGUUGUUCCAGAGAGGCCUCGUGUGUCCCACGUGCAGCCUGGAGAAACCAGCCAGGUCCAAGCACUGCAGCGUGUGCAGGACGUGCGUGCACCGCUUUGACCACCACUGCGUGUGGGUGAACAACUGCAUCGGGGCCGCCAACGCGGGGCUCUUCCUGCUCUACCUGCUGUCCCUGACGGCCACCGCGGCCGCCGUGGCCGCUGUCACUGCCGCCCUGCUCGCGCACGUGCUGCUGCUCUCCAACGCCCUGCACGGCACCUACCUGGAUGCCCAGGGCCAGGAGCAGCCCGUGGGCAUCCCCCUCCUCAUCCAGCACCUUUUCUUGACUUUCCCCAGGAUUGUCUUCAUGCUGGGCUUUGUCAUCCUGCUCACCCUGGUGCUGGGGGGAUAUUGCUGCUUCAGUCUGUAUUUGGCCCUCACCAACCAGACCACCAACGAAUGGUGCAAAUCCCGAAGAUUUGGGGGCUCCCCCCCUGUCCCCUCACAGCCUCAUGACAGACCCCUCGUCUACAGAAACAUCUAUUCCAAAGGGAUCUGGAGGAACUUAAAGGAAAUCUUUAACCCUCCCACCACGGUGGAAAGGAAGAAGAAAACAUGAAGAUAUCCUUGUUUCUCUGGGCAUUUUUAAAUGCUUUUUAAGACUUGGCUGCCCCAGGCAGAUUGUGGAACAGGAUUGUGGAACUGCAGAUUUGGAACUGAAUUGGAACAAGAUUACUGCAGAAUUCACAUAUUGGUGCCUCACUGGAGCUCCCUCCCUCAGUGAGACUCAGGGCCAGCUCAGGCCUGGCCCCUGAAUAAGGAUUUGGUUCAUCUUCCUAAUGUGAAUUUUUCUCUCUGAGAAGGGCUAACACGGAGCUCCUGUGAAUUUUGAGGAAGCAGCAUAUUUUUGUAUCUUUCUUUGGGAAACAAUUAAGUCAUGACUGUUAACAAUGACUACAAUAGGUUGUGUGUGUUUAGCUGAAAGAAUGAUUUCUGGCAGGAUCUUACCUGCAGAAACCAUGUCCUGCUGCAGCUUUGGAGCAUCAGCUUCAGGAAGGAAAUUAAAGUGUCCCUGUUCACCCCUC
Messenger RNA from Zonotrichia leucophrys gambelii, 2587 nucleotides. RefSeq names its product zinc finger DHHC-type palmitoyltransferase 4 (gene ZDHHC4). The coding region runs from base 682 to 2121 and encodes 479 amino acids. The transcript is spliced from 6 exons. Gene Ontology annotation, molecular function: protein-cysteine S-palmitoyltransferase activity. Gene Ontology annotation, biological process: peptidyl-L-cysteine S-palmitoylation; protein targeting to membrane. Gene Ontology annotation, cellular component: endoplasmic reticulum; Golgi apparatus. The record is from RefSeq and is a predicted model, not a curated record. NCBI's taxonomy places the organism in Eukaryota, Metazoa, Chordata, Aves, Passeriformes, Passerellidae.